Messenger RNA from Drosophila subpulchrella, 1725 nucleotides. RefSeq lists its product as uncharacterized. The record is from RefSeq and is a predicted model, not a curated record. NCBI's taxonomy places the organism in Eukaryota, Metazoa, Arthropoda, Insecta, Diptera, Drosophilidae. Gene Ontology annotation, molecular function: nucleic acid binding. The transcript has 2 exons. The coding region runs from base 267 to 1337 and encodes 356 amino acids.
GCAAGUUCCACCCAAUAGCCUACUUUUCACAAAGAGCAACAAAAUUAGAGGCAAGAUAUGAAAGCUUCAAAUUGGAAACUUUAGCUGUAGUCUACUCAUUACGAAAAUUUAGAAUAUACCUAGAAGGAAUUCCAUUUAAUAUAGUGACAGAUUGUAAUGCAGUAGUAUUAUGUCUAGGAAAAGGACGCCUUAAUUCAAGUAUUGCCAGAUGGGCUUUAGAGUUGGCCAAUUAUAAUUAUACCCUUAAGCAUCGUAGUGGAAAAUAUAUGACACAUGUUGAUACAUUGAGUAGAUACCCUUCAGCCUUAAAUGAGAAUUUUGAGUAUGAACCUGUAGUGAAUAUUCAGGAAAGAGACAACAAAGAUCAAAUAGUUUCAGUAAUUGACAGUGACGACAUUAAUCUUCAGCUUCAGAUAACGCAAAAUAGGGAUAGUAUUAUAGUAAAAUUGAAAGAACAAUUAGAACUUGGAAUUGUGAAGAACUUUAUAUUGAAUGACGGAAUUGUUUAUCGAUUAGGUGAGAAUGAUAUUGAACUGUUAUAUGUACCAGCUGAAAUGGAAUCCCAUAUAAUUAGAAGAGUUCAUGAAAAUUUAUGCCAUUUAGGUACAGAGAAAUGUUUAAAGGAAAUAAUGAGACAUUAUUGGUUUCCGAACAUGAAAUCUAAAAUAGAAGCAUUUAUUGGAAAUUGUUUAAACUGUAUCAUGUUUACGGUACCCACACAUGCGAAUAAUCGAACACUACAUAAUAUACCCAAGCGACCAAUUCCUUUUGAUACAUUACAUAUAGAUCAUUUUGGACCAUUGCCCUCAGUCAUAUCGAAAAAGAAACAUUUGUUAGUAAUUAUUGAUGGAUUUACCAAAUUCGUUAAAUUGUUUCCGGUAAAUUCAACGAGUACGAAAGAAUUACCCUCAGUGUUGUUAUUUGGAGUUCAGCAGAGAGGUUGUAAUAUUGACGCAUUAACAGAAUACUUAGAUGAUAGAAAUGAUAUACCACAGUGUGAUUUAGUAAAUGUCCGCAAAAACUCUUCAGAUAAAAUUGAACAGUGUCAGAAAAGAAGCAAGGAAUAUUUUCAGAAGAAUCACAAAAAUCAUGUAGAAUUCGCAGAAGGCGAUUUUGUUGUAAUGCGAAACAUUGACACCACAAUUGGUACAAAUAAAAAAUUUGUGCCAAAGUACAAAGGACCAUACAUCGUUAAAAAAGUUUUGCCAAACGAUAGGUAUGUUGUAAGUGAUAUUGAAAAUUGUCAAAUUAGCCAAAUUCCCUAUGAUGGAAUUGUAGAAGCAUGUCGGUUGCGGAAAUGGGCAGAUUGGCGUAAUCAGUGUGAAAGUAACUCCUAAAAUGUUAGUCUAAUACUUAUGUCUAAUUUAUUUAUAACUAACCAACUUUGUGCACAUAUAUAUCAUAACUAUUCUAAUUAGCUUAUACGUACAGAUACAAAACUAGAAACUCACGAUCGAGGACGAUCUAAUUGUCAGGAUGGCCGAGCUGUUAGCAGUAUAUUAGAGAGGUUCAUAGAAUAAGCUGUAUGCCGAUGACUAUUUAGUAUUAAUAUCAUUUACAUGCUAACUUCCGCAUUUAUGUACCAAUUCCGAUAUUCCGAUUCAAUGUAAAACUAAGUUAAGCUAAUAUAUGACGAUAAGGAUAUUGUAAAGAUCGGAGAACGGUCACACUGCGAUAUAAGAGAGACUAGCGAGCACAUGUGUAAAUUUAAGCCAAUAUAGAAAA